UGUUCUUCGUACAUUUUCAGUAAUUCGUACAGCGAUUCCAUGAUCAUUUAUCAUGACGUCAUGUGUAAUGGAAUGAUUACUCCAGAUAAGAACUGAUAAUCGUAGUAUCUUUCCCUUUGUCACGCAGUUUUGGUAAUUCCACCCUUAUUCCUCAGCGUACCACAGGGAGAAAUUCUCGUGCUGUACUUGCGCCCCAUGUGAUCUCUAAAUCUCCAAUAAUGUCAGAACAGGGAAACCCUGGGUUUCAUCCUCUUAGCAUAACAAUUGAAUGUGCACAUUUGAAGAGCCCGUCUAGUUUCUUGAAACCAAAUCCCUAUGUGGAAUUGGUUAUUGAUGACAAAGCACCUAGAAAGACUGAGGUAGUUAAGUGUACUAUUCAACCCAAAUGGAACGAAGAAUUUACUGUGUUGGUUACACCUCAUUCUUUACUGCAUUACCGGGUGUUGGACCAUUGCUCGUUCCGGAAAGAUUCUGUUUUGGGUGAAAAGCGAUUGUGUUUGUAUGACAUAUUGCAUAUGUGCAAUGGAAGAUGUGAAUAUUUAGAGAUCACAUUAGACCUCUAUCGCGGCAGCCCAGCAGAUAGUCAAAAUGUUGCUGCUGUUAAAGUUGGCGAGCUAAUAACACUCAUGCAUGGUCUUAGAAUUGACAUGAGCUUUGCAAAUGCUCCAUCAACAAUACCCUCUUCAAUACCAUCAUCCAGUAGGCUACCUGAUCCCAGAAGUUCUGGCACUGUAGGAUCUACAAAUGGAGAGGCAGGAGGUAUCAGAGGUGGCUUGAAUGGUGUGAGAUUUCGAGUGAGGCCUCAUGGAAAUGGAAACAAUGUACCUAAUGGCACUGUCCAGCCUCAAAUUCGACAAGCUGCUGGUUCUUCAGGCCAUUCCCAUCAAAUGUUGCAUGCAGAUCUCUCAACAUUAGCAGCUCGAGCUGCUGCUGCUGUCGCUGCGGCUUCUCAGAUGUCACAAGAUCAAGCACAGGCACUCCCUCCCAGUCAUCACCACACCAAUGGAGUUCAGCCAGCCUCUGAGCCACCUGCGGAAGGGGAAUCUAGUGCUAGUCCAAGCACCAGUGCUGCUGCAAUUACCAAUGGCGUUGUCAGUACUGGAGCAGCUCCACCCAGUGUUGAAAUGGAACCACGAGUAGCAGCUUCCAAUGCCACUGUUGUUGAAGAACCACUUCCAGCGGGUUGGGAAAUGCGUUAUGACGUCUAUGGACGGAGAUACUAUGUGGACCACAACACUCGAAGUACUUCAUGGGAGAGACCCCAACCACUUCCUGCUGGCUGGGAAAUACGACGUGACCAGAGAGGUCGUAUCUAUUAUGUGGAUCACAAUACAAGGACAACUACCUGGCAAAGGCCUUCGACUGAACGUUUGCAACAUUAUCAACACUGGCAGGGUGAAAGAGCUCAUGUAAUGACUCAAGGAAAUCAACGCUUCCUUUACCCUCAACACCCAACUACUCCACAUCCGGACCUCUCUUCUAUUGCUGAGGAAGAAGAUGCCUUGGGACCACUGCCUGAGGGCUGGGAAAAAAGACUUGGUCCUGAAGGAAGACCAUAUUUCUGUAAUCAUAAGAACAGAGUUACUCAGUGGGAAGAUCCACGCACUCAAGGAGAGGAACUUGGAGCUGAUGAACUACCCCUUCCUCCUGGAUGGGAAAUCAGACUUACUGAAGAUCAUGUACGAUAUUUUGUGGACCACAACAAAAAGACUACAACAUUCCAAGACCCUAGACCAGGUGCACCAAAGGGGAUGCCGGUUGGGGCAUAUGGAGUUCCUAGGGCUUAUGAACGCUCAUUUAGAUGGAAAAUUAGUCAAUUCCGGUAUCUCUGUCAAAACAAUGCAAUUCCUAGCCACAUUAAAAUAUCAGUAUCACGACAAACAUUAUUUGAUGAAUCAUACCAACAAAUCAUGCGGUUCCCUGCUUAUGAACUAAGGAAAAGAUUGUACAUUAUAUUCAGGGGAGAAGAAGGCCUCGACUAUGGUGGAGUUUCAAGAGAGUGGUUCUUCAUGCUCUCUCAUGAAGUUUUAAAUCCUAUGUACUGUUUGUUUGAAUAUGCCAACAAAAGUAAUUAUUCAUUGCAAAUCAAUCCUGCAUCUUAUGUAAAUCCUGACCAUCUUCUUUAUUUUAAAUUCAUUGGAAGAUUCAUUGCUAUGGCUUUGUACCAUGGUCGUUUCAUAUACUCUGGGUUCACUAUGCCUUUCUAUAAGCGCAUGUUAAAUAAACAACUGACCAUGAAGGAUAUUGAAUCUAUUGACCCAGAGUUCUAUAAUUCCUUGGUUUGGAUAAGAGACAAUAACAUUGAUGAAUGUGGGCUGGAAUUAUAUUUCAGUGUUGAUUUUGAAGUUUUGGGACAAGUAAUGCAUCAUGAACUGAAAGAGAAUGGGGACAAGGUUCGAGUGUGUGAAGAGAACAAAGAGGAAUAUGUGAAGUUGAUGACUGAAUGGAGGAUGACUCGUGGAAUAGAGGAUCAGACCAAUUAUUUCCUUCAGGGUUUUGAUGAAGUAGUGCCCCUGGUUUGGCUGAAGUAUUUUGAUGAAAGAGAACUGGAAUUAAUGUUGUGUGGCAUGCAAGAAGUUGAUGUAGAUGACUGGCAAAGAAAUACUAUAUACAGACAUUACACCAGAUCAUCAAAGCAAGUUGUGUGGUUUUGGCAGUUUGUGCGUCAGACUGACAAUGAAAAGCGAGCUCGUCUUCUUCAAUUUGUGACAGGGACAUGUAGAGUACCUGUCGGAGGCUUCGCAGAGUUAAUGGGGAGCAAUGGACCUCAAAGGUUUUGUAUCGAAAAGGUGGGCAAGGACACGUGGCUACCUCGCUCUCAUACUUGCUUCAACCGAUUAGACUUGCCUCCUUACAAAAGUUACGAACAGCUGGUUGAAAAGCUCAUUUAUGCUAUUGAAGAAACUGAAGGAUUUGGCCAAGAAUAAAAUAUUUAUGAAAUUUACACCGCUUUUCCUGGCUGGUGCAAGUGAUGAUGAUGAUUUGAAACCAUUGCUUACUUUCCUAUGAAGGCUUGCUCUCAAAUUUUUGAUCUUCUAAACUCAAGAACAGUGUUUGUUUUUUUGGCAGAAGUAGCUUUUACUUCUUUUGCCAUGGAAGUGUUCGAAUAUCAUUUGUUAUAAAGAAAGUAUUUUGUUGUUUAAUUAAUACUUGAUGAAUUAUUUUAUAUAUGAGGUUAUGGCUUUUGUAAGUUUCCAUAAUUAAGAGGUGAUUAGUAUUUAAAAUGUUGAACUGCUUACUGGAUUAUUAUUUUAAAUUCUUGAAGAAUUGAUGCCUUUUUAAGGUGAAUGAUAAUUGUCUUUUCAAGAUGUUAAUGGAAAAGUAAUUGGGACAUGGUUGUAUGGAGUGGGAUGAAGGAACAUAGAUGUGAUAAUGUUUUAUUCUCAUGCAUUUGAGUGCUUAAACUAUAUGGAGAAAAAUUCCACUUAGUCUCCAAACAUACAGACCUGAAUCCAGUGGCUUAUAGUUCCUUUUUCUGCUUGAGAAAAGCUGGACUUUUUCAUAUUUUCCUCUUUGCUAUUAUGUAUUAGAGAUGAAGUGUAUUUGGUACUAGUGAAGGGUUUCCUUAAAGUACACUGAAUCUGCACUCAUUCAAUUCUAUCCUGGGGUAAAAUUGGAUUUAAAUUUAUGUCCUUUUUUUCAUGAUGCCUUGUUUUUGGUUUCUUUGGCACAUUCUUCAGCUUUCUACCUAUCAUUGUAUGUAAUUGUGCAGAUCAUGCAUUUUUUUAGGGUACUUUCCUUUAUUUUGGUGCCUGUUACAGUACGGAGUGGGACAGUGUUGGCCAAAAGUUUUAUACUCUUCUUGGAUUGGCCAGCAUUGUCUAUCCAAGCGAAUCAGAGGUAUGACGAUACUGUGCUAACUUAGUAUUAAUUGCAUACUGAUAGUAUGAAAUGCACAUUGUCUUUUAAGAUCUAGAGGUGAACAUUAUGUGAUGCAGUGGGUCACAUUCUUUUCAGCUGAAGAGGGACAAAACGUUUGUGAUGACUGAUAUAUGUAGAUAGAAUAUUAUUACUUAUGAUGAAGUGAGAGCCAUAUGCUGUGAUAGUACUGCCGGCUCUGGGCGUGACAUUUGUGGCAUGUCAUACAUGUGGGGUUGUUCUUUCAUGUUUUACCAAUAUCAUUUUUUUAGAGCAGUUGUUAAGGUACACGGUACCAAUGAGAGAAUGGUUUGUAAAUCAUAGUUUCUUUAUUUUAAAGUUUUCCUUUUUAAUUUAAAAAUUUAUAGUUUGCACCAGGCCAUAGAAUUGCCUUGUUUUCCCUAAUCUACUUUACCUCAUCUCAAAAGGUGCCACAAAUUUUGGAUGUGUUUCAGAUGGCUUGUGGAUCUGCGAAUAUAGGUAUUUGCUUUUUCCGAAUUUGCACACGAAAUUUCCAUGGGGAACAUGUAUUAGGUGAUUUAACUAAUAGGUGAUUUAUGGGGCUGAUGUUUCCAUCCGUUUUAGAUAAUCAUAAUCAUGUACUAAUAAUUUCAGCCAACACUCAUUUGCAAUACAUGUUUAAAAAUAUAAAAACUAUAUAAUGUAUUUAGUAAAUGUUGUAGUGUAUCUUUUUGUUACAUAAUUUUGGCAGGUUACUCUUUAGAUCAGUCACUGCCAGAUCCAAAAGAGGACAAAAGAUCCUUCAAGGUAGUUUGAAAAGUACUUUUCAUCAAAGCUUGGACUUUCAGUCACAUGGCAAUAAGUAUCACUAUAUCCUUUAGCUGCUCCUUGUUUUAUAGAAUUAUAGAAACAUCUGAGUGUGGAGCAAUGUAAAGUUUCACUUACUGUGUGUUCAAGUUUUGUGUGGUUUGUGAUACAUACUUUAUGAAACUGCUUGAAGCUACAGCAUCAAUGCUUUGAAUAUGUUCACUAGUGUCUAGCACCCAUAGAGCAUACAACAGGUACUUUAGGGUACCUUUAAGGUUUUUGAGUGAACAAUUUUAAGGCUGUCACUCAUUUGAAGUCAUAAAUAAUUGUGUUUGUGAAAGAGUUUUGUAAGUGUUUUGUAGCAAAUUGUGUUGUGAGGUUUUCUCAAGCUCUAAAACAAAUGUGAUUCAACUAUAUAGAGUCUGGUCGACUUCGAGAUGGUAACACAUAUGUGAAUUUAUGUGAUUGUUAUGUUUAGUGUGUAUGUAUGUAUACAUAUGUAUAUUACUAGAUUAGCUGUACAGAAUUAUCAGGAGACACAUACAAAUGUUACAUUUUGUUUGCCAGCCAUUAAGUGGCAAUGUAGGUAGCGCUGAUGUGAAGAUGGUUAACCAGUUAAGAUCAAUAUGUUUGUGAUUGAUGGCAAUCUUUUUAUGAUGUAAGUGAUACAUAGGAUUAUGGGUCAUUCUAGGAUCCAGUGACUUUCUGUCUUAUAAAAUUCACACUCUCAGUACAGAAUUAUCCUAGAAUGUUAAGUACUACCUAGAAGUUCCAAAGUUCAACCCGUCUUCAAACACAUCAGUGAAAUUUUGAUGUAAUUACAACGAAUUGCCCAAAGAUACUGUAUAUAGUUCCAUUACCCCUUUCCCAAGUUAUGAGAGAAACUCUUUGUAAAUAGUCUUUUUUUUCCUGACAGUCAUCAGACCAUUGUAGCAAGGCCUUUUUAAAAAUGAAGUCAAGUCUUUAUUGUAUCAUUUUCUUUGAAUGCGCUUUUCCAGUUGUUAUAAUUUGCAUUGUACAAUAUUUAUAUUUUUAACACUAUAUAUAUUAUAAGUCGUGAGAUUCAGUUUAUAAUUGUUGCUUUCAUCUUUGUUGCUUUCAUGACACAGUUUUAAAUAUUUUUGAAUCACUGUUUUGUUUUACUGCAUAGCAUACUUGUAAGUCAAGUGGAGGCAUUCAGUAUCGUGGGCAUAUUUAUGUUUGGCUGUGGCUAAGUGGUAGGUAGUCAUGACCCAUUUCAAAUGAUUCGGUUACCCUGUAAGGACAAUUAUUUGCUAUAGCUGCUGGAACUUUUGCCAUUACAUUUCUGAUUGCCUACUUAGCAUUGUUACUUUGGAUAAGUCAGUUUCAGUGUUAUGCCCUCUAUUUGUCUUUUUUUGUUGUUCUUUUUUUUUUUUUACAAAAUGACUAGUAUGAAAGGUUUCUAGUUGAAAUACUGUACAAAAUUUGGAAAGUUUUACUGUUUUGAUACAUUCAGCUCAAAAAGACUAUUAUUCCAUCAUUGUAAUGUUUAAUUUACAAAAUAUUCAUCCGAUAUCUAGUCUCUUAUCACUUUCACUAAUCAGCAAAACAUUUAAUCUAGAUAAGUGAAAUCUUUGUGGGCCGCAACAUACUUCUAAAUGCAACAAGGAUUUUUUUGUUGCAAUGAACUUUGUUUUACAUGUCUCCUCUAUUAUAAAUCAUAGCAGUGCAGUAUUUUUUUUUCAUUUUUGUUUUUAAACGAGUGUCAAAACUCUUGCUCAUUACUUGAUACUUUCAAGAUCAAAAUUUGUGAAUUGUAUGAAAAGGGGCCACAGGCAUGUAUCAGAAUGUUAUGUAACUCAUGUAGUUAUAAUCAGACUAUGUAAUAUGCAUAAGGUAAGGAUAAAUGUAUCAGUUGUAAAAAAAUAAAGUCAAAAGAAAA
This is a messenger RNA of Frankliniella occidentalis (western flower thrips), 6529 nucleotides long. It is a transcript of the gene Su(dx), whose product is annotated as E3 ubiquitin-protein ligase Su(dx). The coding region runs from base 219 to 2927 and encodes 902 amino acids. Gene Ontology annotation, molecular function: protein binding; ubiquitin protein ligase activity. The record is from RefSeq and is a predicted model, not a curated record. Lineage: Eukaryota; Metazoa; Arthropoda; Insecta; Thysanoptera; Thripidae. Gene Ontology annotation, biological process: ubiquitin-dependent protein catabolic process. The transcript has 15 exons.